Molecule: messenger RNA, 9089 nt
Organism: Nymphaea colorata (pocket water lily)
Lineage: Eukaryota; Viridiplantae; Streptophyta; Magnoliopsida; Nymphaeales; Nymphaeaceae
Product: protein SABRE
Exons: 23
Coding region: 285-8312 (2675 amino acids)
Source: RefSeq, a predicted model, not a curated record
UCCGAUUCAUUCGCACAGAGAGAAGACCGAGCGCCUUUCUGUUCGUCUUCUCCGCAUUCUCUGCCAUCUCUCUUCCUCUCCCUCUCUCUGGGGCCUCGGAUCUCGGGGGUUAGGGCAAGCCCCGACCGGAAGCGCACCGAUCUCGCGCCGGGGAGGGGGGGAUCUAGGGUUUCACUCUCGAUAUGAGGAGAUGCGCGGGGUUUCUUGGCCAGUUCCAGGAGGAAUUCCGGAUGGACUGAUUGCAGGACGCUGCAGUUCGAGGAUAUUUGGACUUGACGGGCGUGAUGGGUUCGUCGCCAGUGAAAUAUCUCUUUUUUCUCUUACUUGUCUCUGCCGCAGGCUGGAUCGUCUACGUAUUUGCGGCAAGGUUGUUGGCUUGGUUGUUGAGCCGGGCACUUGGAGCUUCUGUUGGAUUUCGUGUUGCAGGAUGCAACUCCUUAAGAGAAGUGGUGGUGAAAUUUAAAAAGGGAGCUGUUGAAUCAAUAUGUGUUGGAGAAAUCAAGCUCAGUUUACGGAAGUCCCUUGUCAAGCUUGGAUGCAGCUUUAUAUCACGAGAUCCAAAGUUGCAGUUUCUAAUAUCUGAUCUUGAAAUUGUAAUGAGGCCUCAAGGGAAAAGGACUAAGAAGUCUACUUCGAAGAAGCCUCGUUCUUCCGGUAGAGGAAAGUGGAUGAUUGUGACUAAUGUUGCAAGGUUUCUCUCUGUGUCUGUCAUGGAAUUAGUUGUGAAGGUUCCACAAGCUACUAUUGAGGUCAAGGAUUUGAAGUUGGACAUUUGUAAAAGUGGUGGUCCAGUUCCGAUUCUGUCUGUCAAAGUACGACUUUUGCCUAUUUCUAUCCAAACAUCAGACUCACACACUAGUUGUGAACAAUCAUCAAAUUCUGUUAUUGGAGGAAGUGCCUUGGCUGGAAAAUCUUGCACAACACCUUUCGUUUGUGAAGAACUAUCUCUUAUGUGUGAAUUUGCACAUGAAAGGGAGUUGGGUUUCAUGACCAAGAAUGUUGAGGUUGCUAGUGGAGAAGUUGCCAUCGAUCUAAGUGAAGUGUUGUUUCUUAAGAAGAGUAUACAUUCAGAAACAUCUGUUAGUGAUGGGACUGAUGCAGGAGAUUCUGAAAGCAGUGAAGCAACAGUUGAAUCUUCUAAACCACCCAAAAAGGGACUUACCUCAGCAAAAAAAAUCAUUUCAGGGUUUCCUGAAAAGGUUAGCUUCAGUUUGCCAAAGCUGGAUGUGAAGUUCACGCAUCGGACUCAGUCACUUACUCUGGAGAAUAACAUAAUGGGCAUUCAACUACGGAGCAGCAAAUCACAGAUUGUAGAGGAUGUAGACGAGUCCACCACACACCUUGAUGUCCAAAUGGAUUUUAGUGAAAUUCAUCUUUUGAGAGAAGAGACCAUGUCUGUGCUGGAAAUUCUAAAGGUUGUGCUUACAUCAUCUAUUGAUGUCCCUAUGCAACUAACUGCACCGAUCAGGGCUGAAGUUGAUGUCAAGCUCGGAGGAACUCAAUGCAAUAUACUUUUAAGUCGCUUGCAGCCAUGGUUACAUCUUUAUGCCUCAAAUAGAACAAAGAAAAUGGUCCUUCAUAAAAAAGAUUCAGAGGGUGGCAAAUUUCAAAAAACCGAUGCAAAAGCUAUGAUGUGGACAUGUACUGUCUCUGCUCCAGAGAUGACUAUUGUGUUGUACAGCUUCAAGGGUUUACCUCUAUAUCAUGGUUGCUCACAAUCAUCACAUAUCUUCGCAAAUAAUAUAGCUACUACAGGAACUCCAUUGCAUAUGGAACUUGGUGAAAUACACCUCCAUAUGGCAGAUGAGUACCAGGAGUCUCUGAAGGAAAACUUAUUUGGUAUGGAAGCAAAUUCUGGUUCUUUGAUGCAUAUUGCAAAGGUCAGCAUAGAUUUAGGACCCAAGGACAUGGAAUCACAUGAAGCCCAUGAUCCAAGUCGGCGCAAAUUAGUAUUUUCAGUUGAUAUAACUGGUAUGGGUGUAGACUUUAAUUUCCAGAGAAUUGAGUCAAUUGUAUCAACAGCAUUGUCUUUGAAAGCAAUCCUAAAGAGUCUGUCUGUGAUGGGCAAGACAACGUCAGCCAGCAAAACAAGUCACAUAAAAAAAUCAUCAACGAAAGGGGCUCGUCUGCUAAAACUUAACCUUGAAAGGUGCUCGAUAAGGUUUUGUGGUGACAUUGGAGUGGAAAAUACUGUAGUAUCUGACCCUAAACGUGUCAAUUAUGGAUCACAGGGUGGCACAGUCAUUAUUAGUGUUUCUGCUGAUGGUACACCACGCACGGCCAGGAUAACAUCCAUGUUAUCUGAUGAAAGAAAGCAACUUAAAUAUGUUAUGUGUCUUGACAUUUUCCAUUUAAGUCUCUGUCUGAACAAAGACAAGCGAUCCACACACAUGGAUUUAGAACGAGCUAAAUCUGUCUAUGAGGCAUGUUCUGAUGAAAACACGGGUAAUCUGAAAGUGACAUUGUUGGACAUGCAGAAUGCUAAGUUUGUCCACCGCCCUAAUGGCCUUGAUGAGAUGUCUGUUUGUUCCCUUUUCAGUGCAACAGACAUAAAAAUUAGAUGGGAGCCUGACAUGCAUUUAUCUCUAUAUGAACUUUUGUUGCGCUUGAGGUUGCUGUUGCAGAAACAAAGUCAUGAGGGUUGUUCUGAGAACUUGAAUCUGCACUCUCACAAAGAGGUGGCAGUGCAAGAGGCUAUUGAUGAUUCCUCGUCUACGAAAAAACGGAAGAAAAAGGAACUUGUCCUUGCUGUUGAUGUAGAGGUCUUAACAGUAUCUGCAGAACUUGCAGAUGGUGUGGAGGCAGUAAUCCAGGUUCAGUCAAUUUUCUCAGAAAAUGCCAAGAUAGGGGUACUUCUUGAGGAUCUUAGACUUAUCAUUAAUGAUGCAAGAGUGCUUAGAAGCAGCAGAAUGCAGAUUUCUCGCAUCCCCAGCGUGCCUGUUAUAAGCAGCUCAUCUGACAAUAAGUCCUCAUCACUUACCACAUGGGACUGGAUUGUUCAAGGACUUGAUGUCCAUAUAUGCAUGGCUUAUCGCCUACAAUUACGUGCCAUUGAGGAUGCUGUUGAAGAUAUGUGGCGAGGAUUAAAACUUGUUAUGGCUGCUAAAGCUGAUUUGCGUUUGCCAUCAAAGAAAGAAGGUCCAAAGCAGGUUAAACAGAAGUCCUCAAAGUUUGGUUGUUUAAAAUUCAGUAUACGUAAGGUUACUGCUGAUAUUGAGGAAGAGCCAAUGCAGGGAUGGCUAGAUGAACAUUACCAGCUGAUGAAGAAGGAAGUUUGUGAAUUAGCUAUUCGGUUGAAAUUUCUGGAGGACAUUGUAUCUGGAGGGUUUCGGAGUUCUGGAAAUAUUGAGGGAGGUGAAUCAGUUUCUGAAAAAAAAAUUUGCCAUAAUGGAGUUGAAAUUGAUCCUCAUGAUACGUCAGCUGUUAAAAAAUUGGAAGAAGACAUCCACAAGCAGGCAUUCCGUUCCUAUUACCAAGCAUGUCGGAACAUGGUUAUCUCCGAAGGAUCUGGUGCUUGCAGAGAAGGUUUCCAGGCUGGGUUUAAGCCUAGUACGGCUAGAGCUUCUCUUUUAUCUCUUCAUGCUACAGACUUGGAGCUAAGCUUGACAAAAAUUGAAGGUGGCAGAAAUGGAAUGAUUGAAUUCAUUAGGAGCAUGGACUCAGUUUGCAUGGAGUCUGAGAUACCUUUCUCCAGGUUGUAUGGAUCAAAUAUUUCCGUCAACAUUGGUUCUCUUGCUGCCCAGCUGAGAAAUUUUUCUUAUCCACUGUUUUCUGGUAUUGCUGGUCAGUGUGAAGGACGCAUUGUGUUUGCACAGCAGGCGACCUGUUUCCAGCCACAAAUUCAACAAGAUGUUUUCAUUGGUAGAUGGAGAAGGGUGUCUAUGCUGAGAUCGGCAAGUGGCACAACACCACCAAUGAAAACAUACUCUGAUUUACCCCUUCGUUUUCAGAUGGCAGAAGUGUCCUUUGGGGUGGGUUUUGAACCUGUUUUUGCUGAUAUAAGCUAUGCUUUCACAGUAGCGCUUCGUAGGGCAAACCUGAGUGUUAGGCAUCGUGAUUCAAGUUCAGUUCUUGAUUCUUCCAAAAUUGGAACCUCUUCUUUGCCUGACCCCCCUAAAAAGGAACGCAGCUUACCAUGGUGGGAUGAUGUAAGAUUCUAUGUUCAUGGAAAGAUUGGGCUCUACUGUACAAGGCUAACCUGGAAUAUUUUAGCAACCACAGAUCCAUACGAAAAGCUUGACAAACUUCAAAUUGUUUCUGAUGACAUGGACAUUCAACAGUCAGAUGGACUAGUUCUUUUUUCAACAAAGAACUUCCGAAUAUAUGUUAGCAGUUUGGAGCAACUGGUUAACAACUGCAACAUUAAACCACCUGUUGAUGCAUCUAAAGCCUUUCUUUAUUCCCCUGGUUUCUCUCUUGAAGUUAAGAUGGAAUGGGAAUGCGAAUCAGGUACACCUCUUAAUCAUUAUCUGCAUGCACUCCCAAGUGAAGGUCAACCUCGUCCAAAGGUCUUUGAUCCAUUUCGUUCUACAUCCUUGUCCCUACGUUGGAACUUUUCUCUCAAACCGUCUGCUACAUCUGGGGAAGUAUCUUCAUCCUCAUCAACAUUGGAUCCAUCAGUCCUCGUUGUUCCAUCAUGUCAAUAUGCUUCAAGUGCAUCAGCAAUAAAAGAGGAGCAUGCCUUCUCUGACUCUCCUUGUAUGUAUAUGGGAGCACAUGAUUUAGUUUGGGUGUUUAGAUGGUGGAACUUGGUAUAUAAUCCUCCUCACAAGUUAAGGUCUUUCUCUCGAUGGCCACGUUUUGGUGUGCCACGUGUGGCAAGAUCAGGUAAUUUGUCAUUGGACAAAGUAAUGACAGAAUUCAUGCUUCGGCUUGAUGCAACGCCUGUUUCCAUUAAACAUGUAUCUCUAGCUGACAAUGAUCCUGCUAGUGGGUUGACUUUUAGGGUGACUAAGUUAAAGUAUGAACUUUGUUAUAGUCGUGGUAAGCAGAUAUACACCUUUGACUGCAAGCGUGACACCUUGGACCUGGUCUACCAGGGUCUUGAUCUGCACGUGUUGAAGGUUGAUCUGAACAAGAACAAUUGCUCAUGUGCUGUGCAUGGCAUAUCAAAAAUGAAGAGAAUUCAGCAGGUUACUUCAACCGAAUUACCUCGUGAUGACUGCUUUGACAAUGUUGAACAUUGCACCAAGAGGUAUAAGGAUGAUGGAUUUCUUUUAUCUUCUGAUUAUUUCACAAUUAGGAGGCAGGCACCAAAGGCUGAUCCUGCCAGGCUAUUAGCUUGGCAAGAAGCUGGAAGGAAGAGCCUCGAGACAACAUAUGUCAGAUCUGAGUUUGAGAACAGCAGUGAGAGUGAUCAUACAAGGUCUGAUCCCAGUGAUGAUGAUGGAUUUAAUGUAGUAAUAGCCGACAAUUGCCAGCGUGUGUUUGUCUAUGGGCUUAAACUGCUUUGGACUAUCGAGAACAGGGAUGCUGUUUGGUCAUGGGCUGGAGAAAUAUCUAGAGCUUUUGAACCUCCCAAACCUUCUCCAUCACGACAAUAUAGACAAAGAAAAUUAAUUGAAGAGCAGCAGGCCCAGGGUGGGACAGAGGUGUCUGCUGAUGAUUCCUCUAAACCUUCACCAGCUCCUAAAAUGAAGGGCACAAACGGAUCUUCUCCACUGCAUGGGGAUGUAUCAUCAUCUUCAUCACUUUCAGUCCCAUCGCCUUCUAUGAGAACAGAAUGCUUAACUUCGGGUGCAGCUGCAAAGCCUGGAAGCACAGAUGAUGCUGAAGAGGAAGGAACACGUCACUUCAUGGUGAAUGUCAUUCAACCUCAGUUUAAUCUUCAUUCUGAAGAAGCUAAUGGUAGGUUCUUACUUGCUGCUGCUAGUGGUCGUGUCCUGGCUCGUUCAUUCCACUCGGUCCUGCAUGUGGGGUAUGAGAUGAUCGAACAGGCACUUGGUGCUGGAGGCGUGCAGAUUCCUGAGGCUCAACCUGAAAUGACAUGGAAGCGUGCAGAGUUCUCUGCAAUGCUGGAGCAUGUGCAAGCACAUGUAGCACCUACAGAUGUGGAUCCUGGUGCUGGAUUACAGUGGCUGCCAAAAAUUCCCAGAAGCUCUCCAAAAGUGAAACGCACUGGUGCUCUCUUGGAAAGGGUUUUUAUGCCUUGUACUAUGUACUUCCGCUACAGUAGACAUAAAGGUGGAACUACUGACCUGAAGGUGAAGCCUUUAAAGGAGCUGACUUUUAAUUCUCCAAAUAUUACUGCAACAAUGACAUCACGGCAGUUUCAAGUUAUGGUUGAUAUAUUGAGCAACCUUCUUUUUGCUAGACUACCCAAGCCUCGAAAGAGCAGCCUUUCAUAUCCUGAUGAUGAGGAUGAAGAUGUGGGAGAAGAGGCAGAUGAAGUAGUUCCUGAUGGUGUUGAAGAGGUAGAACUUGCUAGGAUUAAUCUGGAAAAAGCAGAAAGAGGCCGUAAGCUAGUUCUUGAUGAUAUCAUGAUUCUCUCUGCAUCUUGUGAUGUGUUGAAUGAGGCAAGCUUGUCUGCUGAUAAGAAUGGUGACUUAUGGAUGAUUACUUGCGGGAAGCCCUUACUGGUUCAUGGAUUGAAGAAAGAACUGUUAAGCACAAAUAUGGCUAGGAAAGCAGCAUCUGCAUCAUUGAGGCUGGCUUUAAGAAAAGCAGCUCAGUUGCGGUUGAUGGAGAAGGAGAAGAAUAAAAGUCCCUCCUAUGCCAUGCGUAUUUCCCUGCGAAUUAAUAAAGUGGCUUGGAGCAUGCUAGCAGAUGGUAAAGCUUUUGCCGAAGCAGAGAUUAACAGUUUGAGUUAUGAUUUUGAUCGUGAUUAUAAAGAUGUUGGUGUAGCUCAGUUUACAACAAAGUAUUUUGUUGUAAGGAACUGCUUGCCAAAUGCCAAAUCUGAUAUGUUAUUGUCUGCAUGGAAUCCUCCCCCAGAAUGGGGAAAAAAUGUCAUGCUACGAGUAGAUGCCAAACAGGGGGCCCCUAAAGAUGGACACUCGCCUCUUGAACUGUUUCAGGUGGAGAUAUAUCCACUGAAGAUCCAUCUCACUGAAUCUAUGUACAGGAUGAUGUGGGACUAUCUUUUUCCAGAAGAAGAACAAGAUUCUUUGAGACGACAGGAAGUAUGGAAAGUAUCGACAACAGUGGGAACUAAGCGUGGAAAAAAGGGUGUUCAGUCAGAGGCUGCUGGAUCAAGCAGUCAUUUGGCAAGGGAUUCUGAUGCGUCCUCAAAACACAGUGCAACUGCAUCUGCAUCUGCAUUAUCUGCUACGAGCAGUCAGUUCUCUAUCCAUGGAGAUGUACCACAGGCAUCUAAGCAUAAUCCUAAAGCAAACAGCGUUUCUGUACCAAACUCAGAGCUGCGCCGGACAUCUUCAUUUGAUAGGACGUGGGAAGAGAGCCUGGCUGAAACUAUAGCCAAUGAGCUUGUACUGCAGGUCCACUCUUCAAACAAUCCUUCCUCAAGGAGUGGUCCUCUUAAUUAUACACCUGAGCAUCAGCUUCCCACUACUGAAGAGACAUCAAAAGUUAAGGCAAAAGACUCAAAGGCGCUUAAACCAGGGCGAUCUUCCCAUGAGGAGAAGAAGCCUGGUAAAGUGCAUGAAGAGAAAAGAGCCAGAGCCAGGAAAAUGAUGGAGUUUCAUAACAUAAAAAUAAGUCAGGUUGAAUUACUGGUGACCUAUGAAGGUUCAAGGUUUGCUGUCAAUGACUUGAGGCUGCUUAUGGACACAUUUGUACGUGACGAUUUCACGGGUACCUGGAGGAGGUUGUUUUCAAGGGUCAAGAAGCACAUAAUAUGGGGAGUUCUGAAGUCUGUAACUGGCAUGCAGGGUAAGAAAUUCAAAGACAAAAUCCAGAGCCAAAGGCAGGUCAAUGGGGGUGGUUCCCCUGACAGUGAUCUGAACCUCAGUGAUAGUGAUGGGGGCCAGGCUGGGAAGCUUGAUCAGUUUCCAUCAACCUGGUUCAAGAGGCCAAGUGAUGGAGCGGGUGAUGGAUUUGUCACCUCCAUUAGGGGACUCUUCAACUCUCAACGCCGCAAGGCUAAGGCGUUUGUCUUGCGUACUAUGAGAGGUGAUGCAGAAAAUGAGUUCCAUGGUGAGUGGAGCGAAAGUGACAUUGAGUUCUCUCCCUUUGCUAGACAGUUGACCAUAACAAAAGCAAAGAGACUUAUCAGAAGGCAUACCAAGAAGUUCCGAUCCCGGCAGAAAGGCAUCGGUCAUCAGAAGGAUUCAUUGCCGGCAUCUUCAAAGACUACACCUUAUCAAAGUGAUUCUUCUGGCGCAUCUUCACCCUACGAAGAUUUUAAUGACUGACUGUACGAGCAGGUACUGACCUCCUUGCUCAAAAGCUCUCUGCAGCAUAGAUUCACUUAAGGUUAAAGGCUGCCGCCUACUCUUUCGUGGGAUGCAGUCAGCUGAACCAGUUCAUUUGGAUGAUCCUCCUUUCUAGCUCGUCUCUUGAAAUAAUCAGUCGGCAUUCACCAGAUUUAGUCUAUAUAGCUGAAGAGAGAACUAAUUCCGUAACCAUCACGUCUGUUUAUCUGCUUCGCUGCUUGCACCCGGUCCAGGACACACCCAUUUGAAUGGAAAAAAAUGGGAAAGAAGAUCAGAGAAAAAGGGGUAAUAUAGGUGGCAGCAUGGAAUAAAUACUGAGAUACGCUUCUCAUACGGGCAGUGUCAUUAUUGAAGAAGACCCUUGAAGCUUACCAGCCAGUCUUCCAUGAGGAUGGACAACCAGGAAGAUUUUCGACGGAGGAGGGAGGAUAGUUAUCGUUCUUCUCAUUCACAUUUAGUUGGUUUGGUUGGCAUUCCUUUCGGGUUCAUAUGGGAAAAAAUAUUUAUCAGGUUGUAUCUCAGUCGGAAUAUGGAAAGCCUAUGUUGUAAAGGGUUUUUUGUGACUCUUGUGUAUUCUUUUUGUUUUCCCCAAAUAAUGAUCAGAGAAGAGAAUAAAAGGCUUCCAAGGAACCAAGGAAAUGUCUCUCUUUCUCUCUCUCUCUCUCUCUCGUCCGGAUACACGAACACCCUUGGAUCUUUUGACCGUGAUGCCCCCAUAAUACCGUCCAGUGAUUUUCUAACACUGUUAAUGGCAAC